ACGUCGUUUGUUUUGAUUCUUUACAGAAUUUUGAAACAUUGAUGCUUUUCGCUUUUACCAAUCUGAAGAUGAUAAAUUAACAAAUUGUUAAUCGAUUACAAAUUGAAUAUGGAUAACAUACACAUACCAGAUGACAUAUUUCAUUAUCUGGUUACAUUUUUAACUCCAGUAGACUGUAUGUCAUUUUGUUUAUCUGGCGUUUCUUCAGGCUUUACAAAUUUUUAUUCCAGGAGACGGAAUUGGAAACUAAGUCGGUGCUUUUGUUUAGAGCCAAAUAUUUUUCAGCAGUAUUUUUCCAAAUGUGUGGUGUCAUCCAAUGUCCGAGUUCUUGACAUGAGCCACUGUUUCUGGCUUCCAGAGACUUCCCUAUUAAAUGGUUGUUUUUCUUCUAAAUUAAACAACUUGACGGAGCUCAAUGUACUUGAUACACAGCUAUCAUUAGUCUCUGUUAUGAUGCACGUUAUGCCUAAAUGCCAGGGGUUGACGAAGCUGUCUUGCAACAUUGUGGAGCCAACAUGGAAAGCUUUUCAUGACAAAAUUCAAGAUCUUGGUGACACUUAUACAGAUAAUUUUAAGAAGAUAACAGAUCUGAAAUUAUGUGCUAGUAGCAGAUCACCUUAUAUUUGGAUCCUUUUAUUUAAUGUUUUGGGAUGGUGCAGAGAUUGUGUUCAGCUACAGAUAGAACUGUUCAAACCGAAAACUGUUCGGCGUGGUUCUCCAUGCGAAUGCCACGAGUCAAAAACGGCGAUUCAAUUGGCAAAGGAAAAUCUCUACAAGGGUAUGGAAUGGAUGAUCUCUUUGAAAGGAUUGUGUGUCCUGGCCAAUCAACCGGACCAAUGCUUUGACGAUUUCUGCCGUUGGUUACUGCACGAAAUAAAUCCGCCCAACUUGGAGAAGCUUUGGAUUCCAUCCGUCCAGUUGAGUUCGCCACCCAGCACAUUCGUGCCGGAACCUCCGCUCAGAUUUCUCAAUUUAGGCCGUUCAGAUUAUCAGUUCGACUUUGCAUCAAACGUGUUUACACAAGUGACUCAUCUCGCCGGAAUUCGAGUACAAUCCAAUUUGGUAUUGCCGCAAUUACGAUUCUUUCGAGGGAACUUCAUAUCAAGUUCGGUUUUAGAUCAAUUUUGUCGCAAUCAUCCUCAACUGGAGCAUUUGCAUUUCAAUGAUCAUUAUUACUGCAUCGCCAAUAGCCGAGAGAAACGAAUCAUGUUUCAAUGUCAAUGGGCGUUGGCUCACUUGCGAACUUUGAUUUUUGCCAACACCCCCCACUCAGAUAUUCUGAGCAAGUUUAUGCAAUCGUGUUCAAAAUUGGAAGAAUUGCAUAUUGGGCAGCAAAGCAACAUGUUCCUUGCGGAAGAACCGGUCCACGACGCUUAUCGCUCCAUAUCAAAACAAACGCAUCUGAGGAAGUUGACUCUCAGGGGUCUUGAAUUCACUAGUGGAUCCUUUCUCCAACAGGUGCUGGGCAGCUGCCAAAAGCUGGAAAGCCUCCACGUCGCCUGUCCAUUUGAAGAAAACGACGGUUUCUUUUCCGAUUUAUUAAAUUAUUUGCCCUUGACGAAGAACCUGCGUGAUCUCCGAAUCCAGAAAGCAGACAUCUCGGAAUCACUUUUGAUGGACAUGAUCCACAGCAUUGGAUGUUGCUCGACUUUGGAGCGUUUGAUGAUUUACCAAGAAGAGUAUGGCAGCGUCAGCUCACCCUUUCAACUGAUAUUGCCCGAUUGUAUCAAAAAUCUGGUCGCCAAUCGUUUGACUCGAUUGGUGGCUUUCUGUUUCAUCUAUCCCGUUGAUGAGUCGAAAGGGGACAUCUCUCUGGCGCUAAAGGAUGUUUCAUCUUCCCGCCCUUCUUUUUGGUUUUACGUUGACCACAACGAUCUGCCUCGGAGAGCUCGGGUCCCGCGUGUCCAUCUCGAUGAAAUCGUUGAUCCGUUUCAUUACAUCGAUUCUUUUCCUGUAUUUGGAUAAUCUCCGAUUUCCGUAGGGGAGACUGGAGUAUGCC
Daphnia pulex (common water flea) is the source of this 1999-nucleotide messenger RNA. RefSeq lists its product as uncharacterized. The record is from RefSeq and is a predicted model, not a curated record. The coding region runs from base 109 to 1965 and encodes 618 amino acids. Lineage: Eukaryota; Metazoa; Arthropoda; Branchiopoda; Diplostraca; Daphniidae. The transcript has 6 exons.